UGCCAUAUUCAAUUUAAUCAACUGGUUAUUUUUUCCCCAGAAAUCCAAACAUUGUUAGCAAUGGAUUUGAGGAGACUGGCUGUCAACAAACCCAUCUAUAUCUACACCCCAAUCACACGCCCCUUAACCUGCGUAACAUCUACUACUUCUGCUGCUGCAGCUGCCCAACAAUUCAACCCUCAACAGCAGCCUCAGCCGCCUUUGAAUCUAACCGACUCCGACUCUUCCAACGAUUCUAAUAAUAACAAUAACCAGGGUCUGCUUGGUAGGCUAUCUUGUAUUCUCUCUAAGUCAUCCCUAGAUUCUUCCAAAUGCAAACAGCUCCUUCCUCUUUUGUCGCCUCUCGAUUUUGAUCGAUUCUUCUCAGCCAUUUCUUCGCAUCUCAAUCCCAAAACCACUUUGCAUUUUUUUUACCUUGCUUCUCAAUCCUUCAACUUCCGAUUUACCCUUCGAUCCUAUUGUAUUUUGAUUCUUUUGCUUCUUCUUGCCAAUCAUUCUUCACCUGCUAGAUUGCUCUUCAUUCGUUUGAUUGAUGGGAAGCUGCCGCUUUCCUCUCCUAACAAUACUACCAUUGAUCAUAUUCAGAUUACUACUGCAUUGGCGGAUUUGAAUACACUUUCUAAGGGGGUUCCCCGGGUUAUGGGGGUUGAUAUGUUGCUUCAUCUCUAUUGCACCCAGUUCAAAAAUGCGGGUUUUACUUCCGCUAUUGAUGUCUUUUUCACACUGGCCGACAAGGGUAUGUUUCCUUCUUCCAAGACUUGCAACUUUUUCUUGAGUUCUUUAGUCAAGGCUAAUGAACUGCAAAAGACCUAUCAAGUGUUUGAAACUUUGUCUCGUUUUGUCUCCCUCGAUGUGUACUUGUGUACUACUAUGAUAAAUGCAUUUUGCAAGGGUGGAAGAAUUCAGGACGCCUUUGCCCUGUUCUCUAGGAUGGAAAACUUGGGUAUUGCACCAAAUGUAGUCACUUAUAAUAAUAUUAUCCAUGGAUUAUGCAAGAGUGGCAGACUGGAUGAGGCAUUUCAGCUUAAACAGAACAUGACAAGACAUGGAGUGCAACCCAACCUCAUUACUUUUAGUGUUCUUAUCAAUGGUUUGAUUAAAUUGAAUAAAUUUGAGGAAGCCAAUUUUGUUUUGAAGGAAAUGUCUGGUAAGGGGUUUGUCCCAAAUGAGGUUGUAUAUAAUACAUUAAUUGAUGGCUACUGCAAAAUGGGAAAUAUUGAUGAGGCACUUGGUGUAAGGGAUGAGAUGUUAUCCAAGGGGAUGAUUCCCAAUUCUGUUACAUUGAAUUCACUUGUCCAGGGGUUGUGCAGAACUGGCCAAAUGGAGCAUGCUGAGCAUCUUUUAGAGGAAAUGUUAUCUAUAGGGUUAUCUAUAAACCUCGGUGCCUUCAGUUCUGUAAUUCAUUGGUUAUGCAUGAAGUCUAGGUUUGAUUCUGCUCUACAUUUUACCAGGAAAAUGUUAUUGAAAAAUUUAAGGCCCAAUGAUAGGUUGAUUACUACGUUGGUUGGUGGACUUUGCAAGGACGGAAAGCAUUCUGAGGCUAUUGAACUUUGGUUUAAGCUUUUUGAGAAAGGUUUUGCAGCCAAUACUGUGACCUCAAAUGCUUUAUUACAUGGUUUAUAUGAAGCAGGUAAGAUGCAAGAGGCUAUUAGGCUUCUAAAGGAGAUGAUACAGAGUGGUUUGGUAUUAGAUAGGGUCUCAUACAAUACACUGAUUUUGGGAUGGUGCAAAGCGGGGAAAGUGGAGGAAGCUUUUAGGUUAAAGGAAGAGAUGUUUAAGCGCGGAAUUCAGCCAGACAUUUAUACUUACAAUUUGCUAUUACAUGGCAUUUCAAAUAUGGGGAAAAUGAAAGAUGCUACUAAUAUUUGGGAUGAGUGCAAAAGACAUGGUAUUGUUUCCAAUGUUUAUACAUAUGCAAUCAUGAUGGACGGAUAUUGUAAAGUUGAUAAAAUUGAAGAGUGUCAAAACCUGUUUGAUGAGUUGGUUACUAACAAAGUGGACCUCAAUGCUGUUGUUUACAAUACACUGAUCAGAGCUUACUGUAAAAAUGGGAAUAUUAUGGCGGCCUUUAAACUUCAUGAUGACAUGAAAAGUAAGGGUAUCCCACCAACAAUUUGCACGUAUUCUUCUCUAAUACAUGGAUUGUGCAACAUGGGUCUUCCUGAGGAUGCAAGACAACUUCUUCUUGAAAUGAGAGGACUGGGCUUGGUGCCAAAUGUUGUCUGUUAUACAGCAUUACUUGGAGGUUAUUGUAGGCUUGGCCAGAUGGAUAAAGUUGGGAGUCUCUUGCAGGAAAUGUCUUCAUCCAAUGUACAACCAAACAAAAUUACCUAUACUGUCAUGAUUGAUGGUUACUGUAAAUUGGGUAACAUGAAAGAAGCAGGGAAGCUUCUCUGUUUGAUGGUUAAGAAUGGAAUAGUCCCAGAUGUUGUCACUUAUAAUGCCUUUACAAACGGGUUAUGUAAGGAAGGGAGGGUGGAAGAUGCUUUUAAAGUAUGUGAUCAUAUGGCUAGCGAAGGACUACCUUUAGAUGAAAUUACAUAUACAACAUUGAUUCAUGAGUGGCAUCUGCCAUCAGCAUGGUCUAAUCAAGAAUGAGCACAGUACCUAAAGGUUGGGUGAAAGUUUCUGUAUGGUAUAUUCUUGCAGUGAUAUCUUUCUGGAUCCUCGCAAAAAAUUCAUACUGGUUGUUAAACAUUAGAGGCUAGCUGCUCACAAGAAAAGGAGUUCACCCUCAUGCAUGAGCUAGGUUUAAGGUACUUUUCUAGCAUCUUUUAUUACUCUAAAAGACUAAAAUGUCUAGCUCUUCAAGUCAUGUGUAUUUUCCCAACAUUUAUGUUUUUGAUUGCACUUGCUACAAAUUGCUUUUGACUUGACAGAUCGUCUGCAAAAAUUUUCACUCUGUGAGUACCUGAUAUAGGACAGGUUGAGCCAUUGAGGUGAUCUCUCUAGAUGGAUUGUGUAAUAGGUUAGGAAUGGAAAGAUGGUUUUCCUGAACUUGUUAGUUGUUGCUCCCUGAUUCUAAUCCUUUUAAAGUGCACACAGGUGGUUCAAGCUAUAAUGGAGAUUUGCAGGUCUUAAUAUUCAUCAUAAGGCACUUGGGGCUUUACAGGUCAUAACUUUUCUAGAAAAGUUGGAUGAAAGACCUUGCCAUCACCUGCUUAUAUAUUUAACCCUAAAAGGCAGGAAUUUUAUUGUUGUAUGAUUCUCAAGGAAGGAGACUAGCUUGCAGAGAGCGAAGCCAUUGGAGGCUUGCAUGGAAAUGAGAGAGCCAUAUUACAGAGUCAAAACAAUGGUCCUCUCACAAAAGAACAAGUUAAUGAAUAACAAAAGCACAGCAUUCCUAGCUUUCUGAAAAAGUACAGUGGUCAUGAGACAUAAUCAGUCGAGUGAAUCAACGUGCUGGGAUUUCUUAUAAAACCUAUCAGCAGAGGGUGUUCAGGAGUUCAGUAAGGAUUUUCCCUGCUGUGGAUUUCAAAAUAUGCUUCAAAUGUUGAGUCCCUUGUUACUCCAGCCUUGCCAAUCCAUCUGCUAUUGAGUUUGCUUCCCUCCUGAUGUGGUUGAAGGUUUAGGCUGCCUGCAUUUUAGAGAAUCUUAUAGAAGAUGAAGUGGCUUGUUCGGGGUUGUUAUGACUUACUUGCAUCAUGGAAAAAGAUGUUGGGGAUAACCACCAGUGAACUUUUCCUGCAAGAAUUUAAGUUCCAAGUAUCACAGUCAAGUUGCUCCCUAUGUAAGAUGGGAGUCCGUGGUAUAUUAUUUGGAGGCU
Theobroma cacao (cacao) is the source of this 3766-nucleotide messenger RNA. Its product is annotated as Tetratricopeptide repeat (TPR)-like superfamily protein. NCBI's taxonomy places the organism in Eukaryota, Viridiplantae, Streptophyta, Magnoliopsida, Malvales, Malvaceae. The record is from RefSeq and is a predicted model, not a curated record. Gene Ontology annotation, molecular function: protein binding.